Phytophthora sojae is the source of this 183-nucleotide messenger RNA. RefSeq lists its product as hypothetical. Lineage: Eukaryota; Oomycota; Peronosporomycetes; Peronosporales; Peronosporaceae. The coding region runs from base 1 to 183 and encodes 60 amino acids. The transcript has a single exon. The record is from RefSeq and is a predicted model, not a curated record.
AUGGGCAGCAUGCAGAAGGUGUACAGCCGCCUCAACCUCCCCCUGCCGUACGACCCCAACAUCCGCGGGCACAGAAUCAGCAACGUGUUCAGAAUGGCUAACUACCGUGUGCGUACGGUCGGCAUCUCGCAGAUUCGAACGACGUUCUCGGGCGAAAUGGAGCUGCCGCCGUCAAGCGAGUAG